AUGUCUUAUCAGUCGACUAUUUUGGGUCUUUUUUCGAUCGCAGUCUUGCUGCUAAUCCCCCCAAUGGCCUGGCAUACACAGAGUAAAAAUGUGCCAGCGAUGAUAUUAAUUAUAUGGCUUUUGGUUAUGGAUAUUUCAUUUAUUGUGAGUGCAGCAAUUUGGAGCGGUGAUGAUUUUAUGACUAGGUGGGAUGGAAAAGGUUGGUGUGAUAUUGUAACUAAAUUACAGGUUGGAGCUUCCGUUGGGAUUUCAUGUGCUGUUAGUAGUAUUGCAUACAAUUUGCAUGCUGUUUUGAAGGCGGAUUCUGUGUUGCUAGAGGCUACUUCUUGCAGAAAGAUAUGCAGGGAUUUGGCUAUGUGCCUUGUUCCCCCAGUUGUGGUUAUGGGGUUGUCGUAUUUUGCUCAGACUUAUAGGUUUGGCAUCGCUCGUUACAACGGAUGUAUUAAUCUCAUGUCUCCGACUUGGGCCACAACAGUUUUCUACACCAUGUGGCCUUUCUUAGCCUCACUGGUCGGGGCAGUAUAUGCUUCUAUGGUGCUUUUCAUAUUUUUCAAGAAGAGGAAAGACGUUGGCGAUAUCCUACAUUGUACCAAUUCGAGAUUAAAUUUGACUAGGUUUGCAAGAUUACUGAUUUUCUGCUCCGUUGUGAUACUGAUCAUGUUACCUCUUUCGAUUUAUGGGGUUGUCGGAGAUGUCAAGCAUUAUAACGGUCAUUACAGUUUUAAAGAGACUCAUUUAAAGGCCCUCUGGAAUAUCAUACCCAAGUAUGAUGCAGGAAAGACUUUGGCGACCCUUUGGUUGUAUCUUGCGAUGUCAUAUCUAGUGUUUUUCAUAUUUGGAUUGGGUGCAGAUGCUUUGCACAUGUAUGCAAACUUUCUGCGCUACAUCAAGCUGGGCUUUAUCGUCGACUUCAUCAACAAUUCAAUCCAAAAGAACAAAGAGGGAAAGAUCAACAAGUUGCUGGGAAAAAUCUCCACUUCCGAAUUCUCUUCGGAUUCUUCUGGUGAAAAGACCUCUGGGUAUUACACAUCAACUACUCCGCAAUCAAAGGCUAAUUUUGUCCUGGAUUAUAAGACCCCUUAUGAUACCAAGAGGAACGAGAGAAGGAGAGAAAGAAAACUGUUUGGAAGAAGUAAAGUCAGGAACCUCUACACACCUGAGGAAGAAAACACUGAUGUGGUCAAUACGUUCAUGCCAUUUUUCUCGGAACAAACUGUAGACGAGGACAGCGUGUCGUUGGACGGGCUAUCUCAACUUUCACUGAGCAAGACGAACGGAUUACAAUGUGAUCUUGAGAGAAAUGAUGGGCUGGCUGAAUACAAUCCUCAUACAUUUGAAACUCAAUCAAGUUUGGAUGAUUCCAAGACUGAUACAUAUACAUUGUCUCCAAUUUCUAACAGAUAA
This is a messenger RNA of Torulaspora delbrueckii, 1404 nucleotides long. It is a transcript of the gene STE3, whose product is annotated as Ste3p. Bases 1 to 1404 code for a protein of 467 amino acids. The record is from RefSeq and is a predicted model, not a curated record. Gene Ontology annotation, molecular function: mating-type factor pheromone receptor activity. Gene Ontology annotation, cellular component: membrane. Gene Ontology annotation, biological process: G protein-coupled receptor signaling pathway. The transcript has a single exon. NCBI's taxonomy places the organism in Eukaryota, Fungi, Ascomycota, Saccharomycetes, Saccharomycetales, Saccharomycetaceae.